Molecule: messenger RNA, 1283 nt
Organism: Sitodiplosis mosellana (orange wheat blossom midge)
Lineage: Eukaryota; Metazoa; Arthropoda; Insecta; Diptera; Cecidomyiidae
Product: protein obstructor-E
Exons: 7
Coding region: 178-1152 (324 amino acids)
Cellular component (GO): extracellular region
Molecular function (GO): chitin binding
Source: RefSeq, a predicted model, not a curated record
GAAGAGUGUGCCAUAGAUACCACUUCUCCCGCUACGUACCCAAUUCAAGAAACAAUUUUUUUACAAUAUACUGAGCAAAAUAAAAAGCCACUCUCUUUUCUCGUGCGUUUGGCUAGCACAAGCAUCGGGUUUUUGGGAAUUGUAAAUCAGCUAUUUAGUUAUAUCAGUGUGUUCAACAUGACAACAUCUAGAAAUAUCAUUCAACUCGGUUUAAUUGUACUGCUUGUGGGUUUGGUAGCAUCACAAGAAGAAGCAACAACAAAACGAUCAAGCUUUUUGCAUCGCAAACCAAGCAGGAACUAUCGCACCAAAGCCCCACAGAAACCCACAAGACCCACACCAGCAGCUAUUUCAGAGGACGAUGACGAAGAAUAUCACACAUCACCACAAUGCCCCGAGCCAGAUGGUUUCUUCGCCGAUUCAGAGCAAUGUGAUAAAUAUUACGCUUGCAGCGAUGGACAGAUGACUGAAAAACUUUGCCCUGAUGGCAUGGUGUUCAACGAUUACAGUUCGGAUCAAGAGAAAUGCGAUUUACCAUACAACCUCGAUUGUUCGAAACGUCCAAAAUUACAGGAACCAAAGCCAUCUUUGAAUUGCCCUCGUCGGAAUGGAUAUUUUGCUCAUAAAGGAUCAUGCGACAAAUUCUACUAUUGCGUCGAUGGAAUGUACAAUAUGAUCGUAUGCCCAGCUGGCUUGGUCUUCAACCCACGUACAGGUAUUUGCACGUGGCCAGACGAAGCACAGAAGAAAGGUUGUUCUUCAGAAGAACUGUUCAAAUUCAUAUGUCCAAAAGUCGAUGAAGGAACAGCGGCAACGCAUCCUCGGUAUGCUGAUCCAGAAGAUUGCCAAUAUUUCUAUGUGUGUAUUAAUGGCGAGCAACCAAGACGAAAUGGAUGCAAACUUGGCCAAGCAUUCGACGAUGUCUCGAAGCGUUGUGAAUGGGCGCGUAAAAUCCCUGAAUGCGCCGAUUGGUAUAAGGAUAUAUUGACUGAUAAACAAUUGGACGAACUGGAAAAUCCACCAACCACUGAAAAACCCAUAGCUAAAAAGGUUUCAUCACGACGAAAACAUCCAAAAUUGCGUCAACGGCAACAAGAUGAACAAGAAGCCGAACGAUUAGCCGAAGAAGUUGUCGAACAAUCCGAAGACUAAACUCAACGAAACAAUAGCAAAUUAAAUGAUUCGAUAAGUUGUGUGUUUUAAGAGAUUAUUUCAAUUUUUGUAUAGUUUUCGAAUCGAUAAAACUAUUGAAUACGAAAUAAAAAUAUUUUCAUUUCACCAAA